Monosiga brevicollis MX1 is the source of this 1711-nucleotide messenger RNA. RefSeq lists its product as uncharacterized. The coding region runs from base 68 to 1468 and encodes 466 amino acids. NCBI's taxonomy places the organism in Eukaryota, Choanoflagellata, Craspedida, Salpingoecidae. Gene Ontology annotation, cellular component: plasma membrane. Gene Ontology annotation, biological process: actin cytoskeleton organization. The record is from RefSeq and is a predicted model, not a curated record. The transcript is spliced from 13 exons.
GACGCGACGGGCGGAGACGGCAAGAGGCGCGUUCGGGCGGGCGGAUCAACGUUGGAGCACCGGUACAAUGGCGUUUGGUAUGAUGAAGGAUAUGCGAGCCAUGGCUCGGGACCCCAUGUCGGUCCUUACCCCGACGACGCGGGAAGGCUACCUUGUCAAACUUGGCUUCAACAGCGGCAAAUGGCAGCAGCGCUACUUUGUUCUUCGUGGUGAUCAGCUUGUCUACUAUUCCAAGCCUCAAGGCACGGAGAAGGGGCGUAUUGUGCUGAACCAAAGCGCUACGGUCGCACCUGUGCAGUCGGGUGCAUCCCUGAAAUCCACCGCCAUGGCCCCGGGCGUCGCCCUCAAGCAACCCAUUGGGGAGCAUGGUAUUGAGAUUGUAGCACCUUUCAGGACGGGCCCGCGAGCAUAUUACAUGUUUACCACCACGCAAGCCGACCGUGAUGGCUGGGUUAACGCCAUUGCUCCUCUCUGCUCUGGCACCGCUCCUGCCGGUGGCAACCCCAUGGGCAACCUCGCUGGCAUGAUGGCUAGUCUGCCUUCAGCAGGCGGUGCCGGUGCCGGUGCCGGUGCCGGAGCUGGUGGCUUUGGUGCUUUGGGCGCUCUCGCUGGCAUGGGUGGUGCUGCGCCGGCUGCCGCCGCCCCAGCAACAGCCGCUGCAAGUGCCCCCGUUGCUGUGACCGCCGGGUCGUCGAGCGGCUACCAAGGCGGUGCCCCGCUCAAGCCCCCAGGCUCGGCGAUUGGCAAGACGUUGCCGGCCAUCCCACAAGGCAACAAUUUUACAGCCGGCGCCGGCGCACCCAAGGCCAGCAUGGGUGACAUGCUCGGCAUGGCCUUUAAAAUGCAGGCGGCCAUGAAGAGUCAUCAAAACGACCCACAUCUCAGCAAGGAAGAUAAUGCCGUAGGCUUAGCCACCAAGAUUCAAGGUGCUUCAGGCGUUACCGACUACAAGAAUGCCAUGAUUGCCUUUCUCAAGGAACUCGAGGCCAAUCAUCUUCCUCCCGGUGCUGCCGGCUUUGUCGUUACUGAAAAUCCUGGCCCGGGAUCUUUGGCCCAAGCUGCUAACUUGCAGCCGUAUGACUUGAUCUUUGAGUACGAGGGUCAACGCAUCACAGAGGCCACCACACCUCAAGAAUUUGGAGCUGCGCGUCAACAACAUUUUGCCUCAACGGGCAAGUUCACUAUUGGCGUCUACAAUUUCCAGGCACAGCCCGGCAUGUACACCAGCACCGGCCAGUAUGCCCGAAUCGAUGACCCCAACCCCCCUGCCGGCACCAACUACGUCGUCAAGGCUCAUUUUCAAGUCGGCAUCGGCAUGAUGAGCCAGAAUGAAUACUUUCCCCUCUAUGAUUACCAAGGGCCAGCUCUUCACAAUGGCCGACAGGUGUUUGUUGAAGCCUACACCCAACCCCAACCGGGCAUGUUCGUGUCCUCACCGGAAAAGUACACUCCUCUGCCCGCACGAUAAGUAAAGUGUAAAGCGACCUUCUUUCCUUGUUUUUUUUUUUUUUUGUUUGUUUUUUGUUUUUUUCUCUCCAUUUUCUGUCCUGUAAAGGUUGGCGCUCGGUGCCCGCUGAAUGUGUUGUUCCCAUCCAUUUGUUUUCACAUGUGUGUGUUAACCGUGCUUCAAAAGCAGCAGCAUUGACCCCUUGAUGCUGUGAAUGAACCUGCUUCUUCUCCAAGCUGUUUCUAAAUCUAUGACAAGCCUUGA